Mesorhabditis belari is the source of this 1248-nucleotide messenger RNA. The record is from the annotation of a GenBank genome assembly. Lineage: Eukaryota; Metazoa; Nematoda; Chromadorea; Rhabditida; Rhabditidae.
AUGGCAAGAAAUCGAUUCAUGAAGGCAGCCAUGACCGAACGUCUCAGCACGUACUCUCCCGAUUCCCCGAAAGAACACGGGAUUCCCACCGAUUCCCUUAUCAAUCUCUAUGAAAAAUGGGGAAAUGGAGGUUUUGGGAUGAUUUUGACUGGAAAUGUCCCCGUUGAUCCGCUUCACCUUGAAAGCCCUGGCAAUUUGCUCAUCUCCAAGGAAAACGAUUCCCCGAAGUUGAGAGCUUCAGUUGAAAAGAUACGCAAAAGCUUGCAAAGCAGACGGAGCGCUGGCUGUUGUUCAGCUCACACAUGGUGGCCCUCAUCCGACAUACAACUAAAGGGGAAAACUCUGGGAUUAACCUUUGGAAAACCGAUUCCAUUAACAGAGGAGGAAAUCCAAAGUGACGUCGUUGAGCGCUUCACUUUUGCCGCUGAAGUAUGCCAUCAAGCGGGUUUUGAUGGUGUUCAACUACACGGUGCUCACGGUUACCUCCUUGCUCAAUUCAUGUCUCCCACAACGAAUAAGAGAACAGAUAAAUAUGGGGGGAAUGCUGAGAAUCGAAUCAGAAUCGUUUUGGAAAUCUAUGAUUCGAUUAGAUCAAAAAUCCCUCAAUCCAGUGGUUUUCUCGUUGGACUGAAGAUGAAUUCGGUCGAGUUUCAAGAAGAGGGUUUGAAAACAAAUGAUGCCAAGAGGAUGUGUGAAUUGAUUGACGAAAAAGGCUUCGAUUUCGUGGAGAUGUCCGGUGGGACUUAUGAGAAACUAGCUUUUGAACAUCAACGCGAAUCGACAAAAAUGAGAGAGGCUUUCUUUUUAGAGUUCACUGAUCAGAUCCGAUCUUCUUUGAAAAGCACAAAAAUGUAUGUGACUGGCGGUUUUAGAACGGCUAAGUGGAUGGCCAAAGCGAUCGAAGAUGGGAAUUGUGAUGGGGUCGGGUUGGGAAGGCCGGCCACCGCUGAGCCUGAUUUACCCAAGAAAAUCCUGAACUUUGGAGUGCUCGCAGCAGCCGAUACGAAGAUCAAUCAAAAAGAUUAUCCAAUCACAAAUGCGGCCUCGAUGACCCAAAUGUGGCAAGCCGGUCGCUUCCCCGUCGAGAAAGUCCAAAAAGUGACCGAUGGAAUUGUGGAUCUCUCCAUUCAAACCCUUGCAACAAGAUUCCUAAAUGAAUCCAAAAUCUUCAUGGCUGAAAUCGGGAAGAAACUUGAAAGAGGAGAGCCGGUAUCUGGUGUUUUCGAAUUUGAAUCGAAUAUCGCUGUU